GAAGAAAUCCUCAGCCAAUCAGGAAGCAGGUUGCCUUUUAAAACACAGCCGGGAAAUCGUGGUACCAAAACAAACGUCAUUUUUGCUGUUUUACUUUACUGGUAUAAAAGAAGCUUGAGGGAAAUAAUAAACCUGCAAAACGCGAUAAACAUGGACACCAUGGUUUACCUGGAUCAGGAGAACGGCAGACUGACCACUCCAGCUGUGAAAUCUCGUCAGAACAGACUGCACUCUGCUCCAGAUCCGUGCCUGAAAACACCUUUGACUGGCAAAGUUCGUGUUUGUGCUCCUGUGCUGUCCAGCCGAAAAGCUCUGGGAGUUGUUAAUAAGAUUGUUGCUACCUCAGCAGCUUCUGUUAAAGCAGAGGACAAAGCUAAACCUGCAGAAGCAAAGUGUAAGCCGUCUUCUCAGCCUGCUGCUGAAGAGUAUCCAGAGAUCGAGAAGUGUUUCCCAUAUGAUCCAAGUGCGUUUGAGACGUAUGGCGUACCAGAUGAAGUCUACCUCAGUCGUUUUUCUUUGGCUGGUCUGAGAAAACAGACGUGGCCGACUGCCUUACCUGUGGAUGAGUUGCUUUUGGUGGAUCCAUGCUUGCCACUUUCACCUCUAAAGAUGCCCAAAGAAGCAGAAUUUGUAAAUGAAAUGGAAGCCUUUCUACAGACCAUCGACGAGCUGACUGUAGAAUUUCCUCCAGAGUCUGAAUACUGAAUGUUUUAUCUUUACUUUUUAUUUGAAUUGUUUUAAGAUGUUAUUAAAGUUUUGAUUGUUGAAAUUUUGAUGUUGCGUUGAAGCUUUUGGGAUGGUUAAUGUUAUUUGAGGUUUACUUUAUUUGGUGUAUCAUCAGUUUUUGUUUGCGCAUGUUCUACACAUGUCAUGUUUUACUGCUUGCGUGAUUGUUCUUGUUUAACCAACAAACGCAACUGCACAUCUUUUUAAUCUUUAUUAAAAGAAUAUUCCCUUA
Triplophysa dalaica is the source of this 958-nucleotide messenger RNA. It is a transcript of the gene pttg1, whose product is annotated as PTTG1 regulator of sister chromatid separation, securin. Gene Ontology annotation, cellular component: nucleus; cytoplasm. Gene Ontology annotation, biological process: chromosome organization. Lineage: Eukaryota; Metazoa; Chordata; Actinopteri; Cypriniformes; Nemacheilidae. The coding region runs from base 151 to 705 and encodes 184 amino acids. The record is from RefSeq and is a predicted model, not a curated record. The transcript is spliced from 6 exons.